AUGAAACUGGUGGGUUUACUGCUUUGUAUGAUUGCUCUUUGCUCUCCUUGGGCAGAUGCUUUAUACUUUUAUCUCGAAGGAUCUGAAAAGAAAUGUUUCUUGGAAGAACUACCCAAAGAAACAAUGGUAACUGGUACUUAUACAGCUGAACAACUCUCGGAUACCCAAAACAAAUGGAUUAUCAACCAUCAAUUAAAGAUCGAUAUUUCUGUGGAAGAAAUCCCUCAAGGUAAUGUGGUUGUGUCGCGUCAAGGUGGAGCCAAGGGUAGAUUCACUUUUACUUCUGCAGAAUCUGGUGAUCAUUCUAUUUGUUUAUCUGCUGCCCCUACUUCAUGGUUUGACUCUACAAAGACUAGAAUUACCUUUGAUAUGGAUUUUGAUGAUCCAGCUGGAGAUGGACAUGAUCAUAAGGAAACAUUGACUGAUUUGGCUAGAAAGGUGCAUGAAUUGAAUGAACGCGUUCAAGAUAUCCGUAGAGAACAACUUUCUCAACGUGAACGUGAAAUUGAAUUCCGGGAUCAAUCUGAAUUGACCAACUCUCGUGUGGUAUGGUGGACUGUAGUUCAACUGAUUGUACUUGGUGUUGUUUGUGUCUGGCAAAUGCGUCAUUUCAAGAGCUUCUUUGUGGCCAAGAAGUUGGUAUAGUUUAGCUUUAGUGAUGUUUGUAUGUUGGUAGAAACUCCAUAUAAUAAAGUAAAAUAAAAAAAAAAAAAAUGAAAUGCAC
Molecule: messenger RNA, 724 nt
Organism: Halteromyces radiatus
Lineage: Eukaryota; Fungi; Mucoromycota; Mucoromycetes; Mucorales; Cunninghamellaceae
Product: emp24/gp25L/p24 family/GOLD-domain-containing protein
Exons: 5
Coding region: 1-645 (214 amino acids)
Biological process (GO): endoplasmic reticulum to Golgi vesicle-mediated transport; intracellular protein transport; Golgi organization
Cellular component (GO): Golgi apparatus; COPII-coated ER to Golgi transport vesicle; endoplasmic reticulum-Golgi intermediate compartment
Source: RefSeq, a predicted model, not a curated record